Messenger RNA from Nicotiana tabacum (common tobacco), 1447 nucleotides. Its product is annotated as sec-independent protein translocase protein TATC, chloroplastic-like. Gene Ontology annotation, cellular component: TAT protein transport complex; membrane. Gene Ontology annotation, molecular function: proton motive force dependent protein transmembrane transporter activity. The record is from RefSeq and is a predicted model, not a curated record. Lineage: Eukaryota; Viridiplantae; Streptophyta; Magnoliopsida; Solanales; Solanaceae. Gene Ontology annotation, biological process: protein transport by the Tat complex; intracellular protein transmembrane transport.
AACCAAUCAUCCCCUCAGCUUAUUCAAAGACCCUUUCCACCAUUUUCUUCUGUACAAAACCACACGCAAAACAAAACCAAAUCAGAAAAUAAAAGAUGGGAAGUUCAAGUGCUCUCAUCUCAAAUCUACACCUAACUCAAACUCACUGUUUCAAAUGCAUAAAUUCAAGAACUGCUCUAAAUAUUAACUCCAAAAGACCAAAAUUAAAUCUUUCUAGCAGAAAAGACUUGAAGAAGUUCAGUAGACUUGUUUGCUCAGCUGUUGAAGAUGCUAAAGAAAAGCAAAGAGAAAUUAAUGGUGCAAAUACUAGUAAUCUUGGUUCAGCUGUUGAAGAUAGGCCUGAUGUUGCUGAUGGCUCAAGCGAGAGUGUAUUUAAGAAUGGUGAAUCAGAUAGUGAAGGGAGUAUUGUUUAUGAUUUCCUUUACCCUAGUAAAGAGCUCCUACCUGAUGAUAAAGAAAUGACUCUAUUCGAUCAUUUGGAGGAGUUGCGUCAGAGACUCUUUGUGUCUGUUUUGGCCGUUGGUGCUGCUAUAGUGGGAUGUUUUGCCUUCUCAAAAGAACUUAUCUUGAUUCUUGAAGCCCCUGUUCUAGCACAAGGUGUUCGAUUUUUGCAACUAGGUCCAGGAGAGUUCUUUUUCACUACUUUAAAGGUCUCAGGAUAUAGUGGCCUUCUGUUAGGAGCUCCCGUGAUUCUCUACGAGAUCAUAGCCUUUGUUCUUCCUGGUUUAACAAUGUCAGAAAGAAGAUUCCUGGCACCAAUUGUCCUUGGAUCUUCAGUGCUUUUCUACGCCGGCAUUGUUUUCUCACACUUGGUUCUCACUCCAGCAGCCUUGAAUUUCUUUGUGAAUUAUGCAGAAGGGGCUGUGGAAUCCUUUUGGUCCAUUGAUCAAUACUUCGAAUUUGUGCUCGUACUCAUGUUCAGUACAGGAUUGUCUUUCCAGGUUCCUGUCAUUCAACUGCUUCUGGGACAAACUGGUCUUGUGUCGGGAGAUCAAAUGCUGUCGAUUUGGAGAUACGUGGUUGUAGGUGCUGUGGUCGCUGCUGCAGUGCUCACACCAUCAACUGAUCCUCUUACCCAAAUGCUUCUAGCUGGCCCCCUUUUGGGUCUUUACUUGGGUGGUGCAUGGAUGGUUAAGCUUUCUGGUCGAUAGAGUGAUUGUUGUUCUGUGGUCAAAGCUUAUGUUCUUUUGCAUCAACAUACCAAGAAGUAUUAGUAGAAUGAUCAUGCAUAUGGGAACCCAAAAUUCAUGUAGCAUAAAAAGGACAUUUGAGUGGAGGAUAUAUGAUCUGUUUUUUGAAUACCAUUUACUAUUGUCAUAAUCCAUGUAAAAUUAUCCAAUGUGUAUAAUUAGGAGCUUAGUUGACACUCCAUUCCCAAGUCAUUUUGAUGGAUCUUUUCACUAAUAUAUGAAUGAAAAAAGUCAUGGGCUAUCGUUUUCAUGUUAUA